This is a messenger RNA of Oncorhynchus kisutch (coho salmon), 2968 nucleotides long. It is a transcript of the gene uhrf1, whose product is annotated as ubiquitin-like with PHD and ring finger domains 1. Gene Ontology annotation, biological process: negative regulation of gene expression via chromosomal CpG island methylation; protein ubiquitination. Lineage: Eukaryota; Metazoa; Chordata; Actinopteri; Salmoniformes; Salmonidae. The record is from RefSeq and is a predicted model, not a curated record. The coding region runs from base 166 to 2520 and encodes 784 amino acids. The transcript has 17 exons. Gene Ontology annotation, molecular function: ubiquitin protein ligase activity; protein binding.
UCACUGGUUGAAGGAGUCGUAUUGAUUGAGUCCUCUAAAAACAGUCUACAGAAGAGUUGUGCGUUUGAUCCAGAAGUAUAGGAUUACGUUUUUCACGGUUUAAUAAACGUCAUAUAAUUAUUUGCAUUUGUAAGAAAAGAAAAGAAGAAAAACAGGGCAGCUGCAAUGUGGAUUCAAGUGCGCACCAUGGAUGGCAAGGAGACCCAUCGGAUCGACUCCCUGUCCAAACUUACCAAGGUGGACGAGCUGCGCCUCAAGAUCUUGGAACUCUUUAAGGUUGACCCAGAGAAGCAGAGGCUUUUCUACCGGGGAAAGCAGAUGGAGGACGGCCACACAAUCUUUGAUUACAACGUGGGUUUGAACGACAUAGUGCAGCUGCUUGUUAGACAGGCCGCGCCCCCUGCUGCUGUCCUCAAAAGCAAGGACAAAGAGGCCGAGCUGUCCGACUCUGACUCUGGCUGUAGCUCUGCGCAGAGUGAGUCAGACAAGAGCUCCACCCACGGGGAGGCUGAGGUGCAGGCAGCUGGCACCUCCACCCAAACCGACUUGCCAGACCUGGUCGACCCCGGCUUUGGCUGUUACAAGAUUAACGAGUUUGUUGAUGCCAGAGACUUGAACAUGGGUGCCUGGUUUGAGGCCCAAAUUGUGAACAUAACAAAGACAUCUGGAGAGGAGGGCUCUGACACGAAACCCAGCGAAGAGGAAGUUAUUCACUACCAUGUCAAAUAUGAAGACUACCCAGAGAAUGGUGUGGUGCUGCUGCAUUCCAAGGAUGUGCGCCCGCGUGCUCGCACUGUCUACCAGUGGCACCAGCUAGAGGUGGGCAUGGUGGUCAUGGUCAACUUCAACCCCGACGAACCCAAGGAGCGCGGCUACUGGUACGAUGCCCAGAUCCAGAGGAAGAGGGAGACACGCACCCUGCACGAGAUCUACACCAAAAUACUGCUCGGGGAUGCCGGUGACUCUCUGAAUGACUGUAGGAUCAUGUUCUUGACUGAAAUUUACAAAAUCGAGGAGCCUGGAUCAUUGGAUGGAUCUGGAGUUGGAUCUGACAGUCCAUUGAAAAGGUCAAACGGACCCGAGUGCAAACACUGCAAAGAUGACCUCAAAAAGAACUGCCGCUGGUGCAACUGCCACGUUUGCGGUGUGAAGCAGGACCCUGACAAGCAGCUGCUGUGUGACGAGUGUGACAUGGCCUUCCACAUCUACUGCCUUAACCCCCCACUGACCAGCCUCCCCGAUGAUGAUGACUGGUAUUGUCCCGAGUGCCGCAACGAUGCCAGUGAAGUGGUCCUAGCAGGAGAGAAACUCAAGGACAGCAAGAAGAAAUCCAAGAUGGCGUCCGCUAGCUCAACCAGCCAGCGAGACUGGGGAAAGGGCAUGGCUUGUGUCGGCCGCAGCAAGCAGUGCACCAUCGUGCCCUCAAACCACUACGGCCCAGUCCCUGGCGUCCCCGUUGGAAGUAUUUGGAAGUUCAGGGUCCAGGUGAGUGAGUCUGGUUGCCACAGGCCACAUGUAGCUGGGAUCCAUGGGAGGAGCAACGAUGGAUCUUACUCCCUAGUGCUGGCAGGGGGUUAUGAAGACGACCAGGAUAAUGGCAACGAGUUCACCUACACCGGCUCAGGAGGACGAGACCUGUCUGGCAACAAGAGGACAGCCGAACAGUCGUGUGAUCAGAAACUCACCAAUAUGAACAGAGCUCUGGCUCUGAACUGCAACGCGUCGGUGAACGAGAAGGACGGGGCCGAGGCCAAAGACUGGAAGGCAGGCAAGCCGGUCAGGGUGGUGCGCAGCUCCAAGGGCCGCAAGCAUAGCAAGUUCAGCCCUGAAGACGGCAACAGAUACGACGGCAUCUACAAGGUGGUGAAAUACUGGCCAGAGAAGGGCAAGUCCGGCUUCCUGGUCUGGAGGUACCUGCUCAAACGAAACGACGACGAGCCAGCGCCAUGGACCAGGGAUGGCAAGGAACGCAUCAAGAAACUGGGACUCACAAUGCAGUAUCCUGAGGGCUAUCUGGAGGCCCAGACUGCCAAGGAGAAGGAGAAGGAAAACAAGGAGAAAGAAAAUGAGGUGACUGAAACACCCACCAAAGGAAAGCGGAAGAGAAAGUCUCAGUCUAAUGCUGAAGAGAAGUUGUCACCAACCAAGGGAACUCCCAAGAAGAUGAAAGUUGAGGCUUAUAAACUGACCAAAGAACAGAAGGCUUGGGUCAAGGGUGACGAGUCCAACAGGAAGCUGUGGGGUGAAGCCAUGGAGUCUCUGGCCCUUGGCCCGAAAUUCCUGAACAAAGUUGAGGAAGUCUUCUCAUGUAUAUGCUGCCAGGAAGUGGUCUUUCAACCUAUUACCACUGAGUGCCAACACAAUGUCUGCAGGGAAUGCCUUCAGCGGUCUUUCAAGGCAGAGGUGUACUCAUGCCCGGCAUGUAGGCACGAUCUGGGGAAAAACAACCCAAUGACUGUCAACAAUCCCCUCCAAGCCAUUCUCAACCAGUUCUUCCCAGGAUACAGCAGUGGACGGUGAUAACUUGUUCCACAUGCUUGACCAGCAUGGAGACAACAUGAACUAUGAGGGAAGUUAAGAAUUUCAGUAAAGACACAUAAUAACUUUUCCUAAUAUAUUUUACAAAUGUAACACUGUGUUUGGUGAAAUGCCACCCCCUCUUCUCUGGUCCUAUGUCAUUAACUGUAGUUGAUGUAAUUAAACUGCCUUGAUCAAAUGUAUCUGUAACAUUAAUGUUCUUCUGUUAACAAUGCAUAAAUUUAAUACACAAGUCGAAUUCCUUCAAGCACAUGUGUUUUUUUUGUUAGAGCAGAUAGACAUGUUAAUCAAUUGCAUACACUUUUAUUUAGGAAACACUCCCUUAUUGAAUGUAUUCUAUAUUCUAAGUUUGAUGUCCAAUAGAACUGGCCUGAACUCAUGUUUUUCUUAAGCGAAGCACAACUGAAAUCUGUUAGCGACCCCAUUUAAA